UUGGAUCGAUCCGCCCACCUGCAAUUGAUACAUUGAAAGCACAAGGAGCAUAAAAAUACAGUACAGUGCUCAUACUGUGUGUAAAGUUACACCACCACAUAGACUGUUGCCACUCACUCAGCCCAAUACCUUACAGGAGACGAGGGAGGGUCUGAGGGCUCGGCUCCCCACCAACAGCACCAUAAUCAGACGACAAGUCUCCUUACCAGCUGUCUGUACAAAAUUCAAUUCAGCCACAGUCUCACCGAAGGAAACAACAACCUUGCAAAAGCAGGAAAUGGAGACUGGUUGCAGUUCCAAGCUUUACUUUGUGUGUCAAGUGCAAUGAAGCGGUGAAUGGUGCAUUCAAAGCCUGCCAGGCCAUGGGACAACUAUUCCAUGAAUCUUGUUUCACCUGCAGUGUUUGUAGUAAAAAGCUUCAUGGCAAGCCGUUUUAUACCAUGGCAGGAAGUAUCUAUUGUGAGGGCGAUUUCUUGUACUCAGGAGUCCAUCCACCGCCCCCUGAAGUGUGCAACAGCUGUGGUCGCUCAAUCACGGACAUGGUCCUGCAGGCUCACGGGAAGUCGUACCACUCGGCCUGUUUCCGCUGCGCAGUCUGCAGACAGAGCCUGGUGGACCUGCCCUUCGCCGUUGGUAGCGACAACGAGGUUUACUGUAUCGUCGACUACCACAAGGCGCAGGCUCCCUGCUGUGCAUCCUGUAAUAAGCCCAUACUGCCAACUGAGGGUAGCACAGAGUCAGUUCGUGUGGUGUCAUUUAACAAAAACUACCACGUAGACUGCUACGGAUGUGAGGUUGAUUUUGUUUGAAGGUUUUAACAUUUAAUUGUAUACAAAUAAAUAAUAUUGUGCCUCAUC
Molecule: messenger RNA, 857 nt
Organism: Nerophis ophidion (straightnose pipefish)
Lineage: Eukaryota; Metazoa; Chordata; Actinopteri; Syngnathiformes; Syngnathidae
Product: LIM domain-containing protein 1-like
Exons: 7
Coding region: 363-809 (148 amino acids)
Biological process (GO): regulation of DNA-templated transcription; response to hypoxia; negative regulation of hippo signaling
Cellular component (GO): nucleus; transcription regulator complex; P-body
Molecular function (GO): transcription corepressor activity
Source: RefSeq, a predicted model, not a curated record